AUGGCCGCGUCGUCAUCCGCCAUCGACUUCCCUCCCUCCCAGACGGCUGUCCGGGUCCGGCUGGUCGACACCACAGCCGUCAUGACGGUACGGGCCCAGUCGUUCGUCAAGCCCGUCCAGCCGGGCCACGAGCUGCUCAACCUGACGUGCGCGGCGUUCCUGAUCGACCACGAACCCUCUGGGAAGAGGGUCAUGUUCGAUCUGGGCGUGCGCAAGGACUUUUGGAACUACGCCGCCGUGCUGCAGAAGCGCAUCGGUUCUAUCAUUCCGAGUCUGCGCGUCGACAGGGAUGUCCCGGAGAUCUUGGCCGAGAAGGGCGUCGCGCUGGACUCUAUCUCAUCUGUCGUCUGGUCACACUAUCAUUGGGACCAUAUCGGCGACAUGUCUCUCUUCCCAUCUUCCACCGAGGUGGUUGUUGGACCGGGCUUCAAGUCUUCGCCGCUGCUGCUUCCCGGUUAUCCCAACAAGCAGGACUCGCCCGUGCGGUCGUCCGACUUUCAAGGGCGCGAGCUGCGGGAGAUUGACUUUGCGAAGUCAGGGCUCCAGAUCGGCGGCUACGGGGCGUUUGAUUUCUUUGGCGAUGGUUCCUUUUAUUUGCUAGGUGCGUUGGGUUUUAUUUCUCUCCUUACCAUCUGCCGCUUAGAUGUGGGCGAGCCUAUUCUGGAGCUGACUGCCACCACAGACACGCCAGGCCACUGUGUGGGCCACAUGUGCGGCCUGGCACGGACGACCGCUGGCACCGAUAGCACGUUCCUGCUGCUCGGCGGCGACAUAUGCCAUUUUGCCGGGGAUCUCAGACCAAACCCGACACAUCCAAUCCCGGACCCAGUCCCGGCCACUGUGCUCGACCGCGAGUUAAGGGAACAGUACCCUUCGCCAUGUCCCUGCAGUCUCUUUACAGAUCACCACCCGGCCAUCUCCCAGGGGCUCGAGAGUGGCGACCCAAGACAAACGCCGUGGUACAAAGUGUCCACGCACCCGUCUUCCGCCUACGUCGAUCCGCGGACGUCACAAGAGUCGGUGGACAAGCUGAUCAGCUUUGAACAGUCGCCUGCAGUCAUGAUCUGCCUUUCUCACGACCAGGCGCUGCUCACGUUCCUGCCCACGCUAAACAAAGACCCCGGAGCCGAUUUGAACGAGUGGAAAAGUAAAGGGUGGAAGGAGAAAUGUCGCUGGGACUGGCUGAACGAGUUACCGCGCGGGAAUGGCAGAUAUGGGAGGAGGCCAAUUGUGGAGGGCUUCUGGCGCGAUGGGAAGCCGUGGGAUAGAUCAAAUAUGACGGGGGAGGAGUGA
Molecule: messenger RNA, 1293 nt
Organism: Fonsecaea multimorphosa CBS 102226
Lineage: Eukaryota; Fungi; Ascomycota; Eurotiomycetes; Chaetothyriales; Herpotrichiellaceae
Exons: 2
Coding region: 1-1293 (430 amino acids)
Source: RefSeq, a predicted model, not a curated record